Messenger RNA from Xyrichtys novacula (pearly razorfish), 2886 nucleotides. The record is from the annotation of a GenBank genome assembly. Lineage: Eukaryota; Metazoa; Chordata; Actinopteri; Labriformes; Labridae.
AUGUCCUCCCAGGUCCGACUGAAGCUGCUGCCCAGUGCCAGGUGUUUGUUUGAUGACCCCGUCCAGUUGAAGGUGGCCGGACUGAGGUCCAGACAGGUGGUCACCAUGAGAGCCAGAUCUUCUGACGACAAAGGAGUGGUCUUCAGCUCCUCGGCGACCUACAGAGCGGACAGAAACGGGGAGAUCGACUUGAAUAAAGACCCCUCACUGGGUGGGACGUACGUUGGUGUUGAACCCAUGGGUCUGUUGUGGUCCAUGAAACCAGACUCUUUACACAAAAGGUUUCAUAAAACAAACUCACUAAACCCACAUGUGGUGAAGUUUUCUGUUCACGAGGAGGAGGAGGAUAGGACACUGGCCGAGGUGACCAAUGAGAGACUUCUGAACAGCAGUGCGGUCUGCAGGACCCCCGUCAAAGAGGGGAACAUUCGUGGAGUCCUGUUCACCCCCCGAGGUCGGUCUUUUCCCAACACUGUUAUUUUUGAACGGCUCUCGUAGUAAAUGAUGUCUGAUGAUGUUCUCCAUGUCUGUCCCCGGGUCCAGGACCUGGUCCUUUCCCUGCUGUGUUGGACCUCUACACCUUCGGCGGGGGUUUGUCAGAGAAAAGAGCGUCUAUGCUGGCUAACCGAGGAUUCGUGGUUCUGACGGUCGCUCUGUACGGCCAUGAUGACCUGCCGAAAAGGAUCAGAGAAGUUCACCUGGACUACUUUGAGGAGGCAGUCGAGUUUCUGAAGAGGCAGGAGAAGGUGAGUUCAUGUUCAGGUAUGUGGAGUAGGGAUGGGAAUUGAUUUAUCGAAUUGCUUAUCGAUUCAUUUUUUUUUCACGAUUCCCUUAUCAAUAUCUUUCUUUGAUUAAAAAAACUAGACUAUAGGUUUAACUCAAAAUGUUAUUGAGUCUCUGAUAACAGAAACAGAUGUCUGCUCCUUCAGUGAGAGUCUAAAAUAAUCAAACAGAAAUUAUAUUUAUACAGCGUUUCUGACAUUGUGUUCAUGUUAACACAGGACAUACGUUAGCGUGACAAUAUUCUGAAUCCCCCAAAAAGAGGACACGACUACGCAGGGAGGACUUGUCAGCGAAACUUUGAGGGUUUUUUGGUCGGGUCGAGUGAUAUCCUGAAUUCCCAAAGACAGCGCAUGCGUGCGUCGCGUCAGCGGCUUUGCUUAGAAGUGAGCGGAGGGGCGGAGCUGCAGAGAGGACUGAUGCUCUGCACUGUUUUAUAAUGAAUGAAUACAUGUUCCCGACAUUUGAAGGAUCUUAUUAACUCCCCCCAAAAGUGGACAUGUCAUAUGUACCUUCCAUGCCGGGUUGAGACGGAACAGCAGCGGCUGAUGACGGAGAACAUCGAACACAUGUGACUCCUUAUAUUUGAUGCCGUCCCCCAUUGACAAAUGUUGAAGCAUGUUGCUGGUGUUUCCACCUUUGCAUGUUAUCACUGCUCCGCAAACCUUGCUUUGUUGUCGUCUUUCUUACCCGGGAUUUCCACCACAUCCAGAACGGCUGUAAUUUUCUCCGUACGCUGGAUCUGUUUGUGAGGUGAAUUUCACAGCAGAUUAUAAACAGCAGGAUUUGUGGAUUCACGUUCAAUCGUGCGAUAACGAGUUGUCUCUCUAAAGACAGACACAUAGACAUAUAAGCAGUAGAUUGUGUCCUUCCAGAGGAGGAAAUCUACUUCUAGACUUCUAGAAUCAGCAUCUCCUCAUCCAUGGUGUCAUCGGGGUGAAAUGACGUCUAAAAACCUUUCACUUGGAGUGUUUUAUUUUGAAAAGAAGCCGGAUGUUUUAUUUUGUGUCUGUGCCCGACUUCCUUUCCAGCACGGGUUAAUCUGUGCUGAAUUUAUCCGCCAUGCUCCGGCGUCCAGGAAAAAUAGAACUCUUGUGAUAAGCCGAGGAGUCCGACGAUCCGCAGAGGAACGGAAAGAAGUCGGUGUAAAUUGACACGUUAACUUGAAUGGUUACGAUCAGCUACGAUCGGCGGAUACGACUUUUUCGUAGCUGUUCCAGAUGCGGUGGAAAUUGCCGGUUAGUAAAAAGAAGCCACGCUUUCGAUCGUUUCUGCGUACUUUUCGUACCACCCACCAUGUUUUUUUCUCCGUCUCUGUUCCCGUUUUUUUAAGGCACCCAGAAGAAAAUAAUCGUUGAGAUAAAAUGUAGAUGAUGUCGAUGGAUUGAACCAUUUAGAACCGGUUCUCAAUUCCCAUCCCUAAUCUGGAGUUCCACCUUCAUGAGCGCCGUGGGGGACUGUGAGGGUCAGCUGAUAACCUGGGCGUGUCAUCCACAGGUUGGCGGAGAGGGAGUCGGCGUGGUGUCGAUGUCAAAGAGUGGAGACCUGGCUCUCUCCAUCGCCUCGUACCUGUCCGGUGUUCAGGCCACCGUCUGGAUCAACGGCUGCUCCGCCAACACCGCUUUCCCUCUGUACUAUCAGAAGAUCCAGAUCCUCCCAGCUCUGCUCUUCGACAUAAACAAGGUCGUUCCCACCGAGUCUGGAGCCUGUAUCACCAAGGACGCGGUUCUGGACCCCCUGGCAGAGGAGAACCGGGCCACUAUCGUCCCCAUCGAGAGGGCGAAGGGGCGCUUCCUGUUUGUGGCCUCAGAGGACGACCUGAACUGGGACAGCAAGGCUUACAUGGACAUGAUGGUGGACAGACUGAAGCAUCAUGGGAAGGACAACUUUGAGAGUGUGUGUUACCCUGGAGCGGGACACUACCUGGAGCCUCCUUAUGGACCCUACUGCCCCUCCAGUUUUCACGGGGUCUUGGGGAGGGCGGUCCUUUGGGGGGGUGAGGCCAGAAGUCACGCAGCGGCUGAGGUCCUCAUGUGGGAGAAGAUCCAGGAGUUCUUCAGAGUCAAUCUAAACUGUGAUGCUGCAAAUGCAAGAGCAAAGUUAUAG